AUGGUCGCUCUUGACAUUACGAAUAGGCGGGAUUUUGGGCCUUAUGUGUUUACCAAGAGAGAAAAGGAGAACCAAAAGCAGCAGGAAGCAGAGAGACUAACAAGCAGCAGGAAACAAGAGAGAAAACCAAACACAGAGAAACAAGAGAACCAACAAGCAGCAGAAAACUACAAGCUGACAGAAGAACGAGAAGCCAACAAGCAGAGCAGGAGACAACCAACAACAGAGCAAGCAGGCAAACAGGAAACAGCAGAGAACAAACAACAACAGCAGGAACAAGAGAACCAACAGCAGCUGAAACAGGAGAACCAACGGCAGCAGGAAACCAGAAACAAGAACAACAACAGCAGGAACAAGAGGAACCAACAGCAGCAGAAACAAGAGGAACCAACAGCAACAGCAGGUACAGCAGGUCACAAUAAAAUCAUAAAACGGACGCGCUGUAAAACCGGCCGCCUGCAUAUCUUAGCCGAGAGCACCGAUCGUGGGACGUAG
Penaeus vannamei (Pacific white shrimp) is the source of this 495-nucleotide messenger RNA. Lineage: Eukaryota; Metazoa; Arthropoda; Malacostraca; Decapoda; Penaeidae. The record is from RefSeq and is a predicted model, not a curated record.